Molecule: messenger RNA, 2913 nt
Organism: Pogoniulus pusillus (Red-fronted tinkerbird)
Lineage: Eukaryota; Metazoa; Chordata; Aves; Piciformes; Lybiidae
Gene: SRPRB
Product: SRP receptor subunit beta
Exons: 7
Coding region: 73-849 (258 amino acids)
Biological process (GO): vesicle-mediated transport; intracellular protein transport
Cellular component (GO): Golgi apparatus; cytoplasm
Molecular function (GO): GTP binding
Source: RefSeq, a predicted model, not a curated record
CCCGCUCCCUUCCCCGGCAGGCGGCGGGCCCGGAAGCGGAAGCGGGGUGCAGAGCCGUGUGUCGCGGCGGCCAUGGCGGGCGGGCUGGAGCCGCACAUGGAGGCUCUGCGGAGGGAGCUGCGGGCGUCCGACCCCACCGUGCUCUCCGUCCUCCUGGCGCUGCUGGCCCUCGUCAUCACGCUCUUGAUCUGGAGGUUCGUGCAGGGCAGGAGGAGCAGCCGGAAGGCCGUGUUGCUGCUGGGCCUCUGCGACGCGGGGAAAACCUUGCUCUUCGCGCGGCUGCUGACCGGCAGAUACCGUGACACCCAGACUUCCAUCACUGACAGCUCUGCAGUUUACAGAGCCAGCAACGACAAGAGUGCUAGCGUGACCUUAAUCGACCUUCCAGGCCACGAGAGUUUGCGGCUUCAGUUCUUGGAGAGGUUCAAGGCUGCAGCCAGAGCCAUCGUGUUUGUGGUGGACAGUGUGGCCUUCCAGCGGGAGGUGAAGGAUGUGGCAGAGUUCCUGUACCAGGUCCUGGUUGAUAGCACCGUGCUCAAAAAUGCACCUGCACUGCUGAUUGCUUGCAAUAAGCAAGAUGUCACAAUGGCAAAAUCAGCAAAACUUAUUCAGCAGCAGCUGGAGAAAGAGCUCAAUACCUUACGAGUGACACGCUCUGCAGCCCCCACCAGCCUGGAUGGCUCAUCCACUGGGGCCCCUGCCCAGCUGGGGAAGAAAGGAAAGGAUUUUGACUUCUCCCAGCUACCCAUGAAGGUGGAAUUUGUGGAGUGCAGUGCUCGGGGCAGCAAGGGAGAGGAAGGAGAUGCUGACUUUGAGGCCCUUGAGAAAUGGCUGGCCAAGGUUGCAUGAAUGGAGAGGAAGAGCUGGAAGAAAAGACCUGGGGAGGCUGAGGGACAGGACUGAAAGGAAAGAGCUGGUUGGAAGCACUCCAAAUCUCACCUUGCUGUAGAAAGUAGAAACUUAAGAUGGAAAUCAUCAUUGUGUUAUUUCUCUCUGCUGCUCAUGGGCUUGGGAGCAACAUGGCACAAUUGCUGGUGUGAUGUCCUCUGCCUGUUCACAAAGCAACAUUGACUUUUUUCCCCUCCACUCUUUUGUCUUCCUCUGGGGUGCUCAUGCUCUGGGCUUAAUCUGUUUCCUUAAUCUUUGGCUUUUCACUUGAUAGUUGUCAAGUAAAUUAGGAAAGAGUGCAUUGCCAGGUGAGUUUUACAUUGGAGCCUACCUGUUGUCUCAUUCUGGUUCAGCAGUGCAAUCCUGUUGUGUCUUGCAGCUGCUGUUCACCUCGUGAUUUGAACUGCCUUCCCUAGCUUCUCACUGCCUGGGAGCACUGUGCACAUCACCUCUGCUGCCUUGGCAAAGUGCAGAGACUCUCAGUUGGGAGGUCAUUGAGGAGAGUAUAAAAAGCUGUGUUCUGUGUCUCCUGCCUUCCUGUUCUUUCAGCUUGAUGUGUUCUCCUGUCUGUGGGGCUGGUGUGGCUGUCUGCCCUGCCUUGGUCACUGCUUACUGCCUGUGUCCAGCUGCAGUGCCUGUGUCUUUGGGUGAUUCCCACUGUUCUUCAGAGCUUUUCUUAUUCCACUCUGAUUCUCCUUCCCUUACUUCAAGCUCUUUUCUCAUAGACGUGUAUGCACUCUCCAAGUGGCAGAGUUUUAGUAAAGCCUUAGCAUGAAACUGGGUUGAUAGCAACAUCAAAUGUAAAGAACAGCAUGGCAGACGUUUGCCUUGCAGGCCCUGUCUCCUGCUGCAGUCACUGCAGUAAGAUCAUCUUUUGUGCAGCAGUUUUGGCAGAUUGAGAGGGAAGGCCAAGGAGCUGCUGGUACACAAGUGUGAGUCCUCCUCCUGAGGAGGAUGCUCAAUGAAGAGGGGAAAGAAGUGUGAGAUUUUCCCCAGUUUGUUUUCAUUGGUUUAUGGUGUUUGAAGCCAAAAUUGUCACUGUCUGUGAUCUCAGCUGUUAGACUUAACAGUGAAGAAGAAUAGGAUGCCUGUCGUUGUAGCUGUCUCAGUGGCUCAGUAGGCUGCUCGUAGUGUUGGAGGGCAGUGAGUCAGUAUAUUUCUGGACUGUCCAAAGCACAUUUGCUCUCCUCCUCCCCAUGUUCAGGCCAGGAGCAUUGGUUAUCCAAAGCAAGAUCUUCAGCAGCGUUCAUGUUUGUCAUGUGAGACACAAGACCCUGGUACUGUCCUGUGCAUCCAACUUGUCCUUUCUCAGCAGCCUUAAAACACAGUUGCCCUGUCAAUGAGCUUUGUGGAGCUUUUUUGCUCUGAUAAGGUGUGCAGCACCUAUGUGAGGGUGAUCACUCUCCACACUGCAUAUUGCAGAGUCCUAUGAGCAUUGAUAUUUUUCCUUGGCUUUUGUUGCUUCCCUUUUUGUUUCAGAGUAGGAGGAACAGGCCAGCUCCUGGUGACCUGUCUGGUUUGAUGCUUCCUUCAUCACUCAGCUGAUCUCUUGUGUUCUUUUCUGUAUGGGGUAUCACCUGUUCCCCUGUAGCAUUGCCAAGUGUUAGUACUGUUGGGAAGAGCAGGAAUAGUCUUUAGCAAAGACCUGUGCUUGUAAUAAAGCUGGGGCUUACAUUUCUAGUCUUGUGAACCCAGUGACUCUUCCACACUCCACACAGGAGGUGGAGAGGGUUGUAUUUAUUAAGUAUGUUACAUACUUUCCUGCAGCCAGAGUAUUGUGGCAAAGUGUUUGUCAUGAUUCAAACUUCUUUUAGCUGAAGAUCUUUCCUAGGCUGCCUGCUUUGCAUCUGUAGUACUGAAGUGAGAGUGCUGUUGUGCCUUUGGGUAGUUGUUCUACUUGCAAAGACCAGUCUCCUUGAAAAGUAGAGGCCAAGCACCACCCUCCUGCCAUAAGGGGGAAAGGUAGCAAAAGGCUGUGGUUGGCUUCAAGUUAUUCUUAUUAAAAGCAUUCCUUAAUUUUCUUCA